Nilaparvata lugens (brown planthopper) is the source of this 3799-nucleotide messenger RNA. RefSeq lists its product as uncharacterized. Gene Ontology annotation, molecular function: nucleic acid binding; zinc ion binding. Lineage: Eukaryota; Metazoa; Arthropoda; Insecta; Hemiptera; Delphacidae. Bases 203 to 1708 code for a protein of 501 amino acids. The transcript is spliced from 2 exons. The record is from RefSeq and is a predicted model, not a curated record.
AUCAAAUGUGAGUUUAAAACUUAUCUUGAUCGUGCGUUACGAGAUCAACUCGUAGUAGGACUUAAUGAUAAAAAUAUGAUUAAUCGUCUCCUACUAGAAGAUAGCAGCCUUAAAUUUGAUAAAGCAUGUCAAAUAGUCAUCGAUAUGGAGAGCGCAAGCCAGUCUGCUUCAAGCAUUAUGUCGUCAGGUCAACGUCAUGUGAAUGCAGUCAAGUCAAAACCGAAUCAAGUCCAGUCCAAUCCAGUCCAGUCAAGGUCAGAGUCAGUCCAGUCAAGAUCAGAGUCAGUCCAAGGUCGUCACCAGGUCUACCCAAGUCAAGUGUCCAGUGGUAACAAAAAAGUGUGAUUAUUGCUUUGUGAAGCAUAAUCCAAGUGCGUGUCCUUCGCUCAAGUGGUUGUGCUAUACGUGUGGAUUCAAAGGUCAUACAUCGAAAUAUUGUGUCAGAAAUGUCAAUAAUACAAAUCUUAUCAAAUAUGCAUGUAAUAAUUUGAAUUCUUCCACAGCUGAGCCAUUGAAUUUAUCUUUGAAAAUAGGUAAUAAAUUCAUUAAAUUUGAAGUAGACACAGGUUCAGUAUGUACACUGAUUCCUUUGCAUAUUUUCAAGGAAAAUUUUUCAGAUGAUACAGAACUGUCAAAAUUCAAUGGAAAACUAAUUACAGCAAAUGAUAAUAAUUUACCUAUUCUGGGUAAAACGCUUGUUGAUGUAGAGUACCAGGGUAAAUCUCACAAGCUGAACCUUGUGGUAACAUUAUUACGUAGUCAUAAAUCAUUGCUUGGACGUGAUUGGUUGGAAGUUUUGUUUCCUAGUUGGAGAUAUUCAUUUUCAAAAUCAAUGUCUGUUUCAAAUGUCGAAAGCGAGUCUGCUUGUCAAGUUAUUCCGAAAAAAAUUGUAUCUGAUUUAGUAAAAAAAUAUCCUGCUGCUUUUUCUCAGAUUAAUAAUGAAAAACCAAUCAAACAAUUCAAAGCUGAAAUUAAUAUCAAAGAUGAUUGUGUUCCUAUUUUUUGUAAAGCAUAUGAUGUUCCUUUUGCCUUGCGAGACAAUGUAAAAGAAGAGUUGAAAAAUUUAGAAAAUCAAGGAAUAAUUUCUAAGGUAAAAUAUAGUGAUUGGGCAUCACCCCUUGUCUGUGUACCCCGUAACAAUGGUAAGUUACGCCUUUGCGUAGACUUGAAAGUCACAGUAAAUAAAUUCGUCUCUGUCGACAAAUAUCCAUUACCAAAAAUUGAUUAUACAUUUCAAAAAUUUCACAAUGCAAAAGUUUUUUGUAAAAUUGAUUUGUCUAACGCUUUCUUGCAAAUUGAAGUAAGAGAAAACAGUAAAAAGUUCUUAACAGUCAAUACUAUUAAUGGUCUUUAUGUAUUCAAUCGUCUAUGCUUUGGUCUAUCAUCUGCACCUGCUAUAUUUCAAUCAACUAUUGAUAAAAUUCUUGAAGGUAUUGAAAAUUGUGCUGCUUACCAAGAUGAUGUUCUUAUUGGUGGUGAAAAUCAUAAGUCAUGUGAAAUUGUAUUGAAUAAUGUAUUGUCUAGGCUUAAUGAGUUUAAUGUCAAAAUUAAUACUGAAAAAAGUGAGUUUUUUGUAACGUCAUUGGAAAUGUUGGGUUAUACCAUAAGUAGUGAGGGUCUUGGCACUUCAAAAUCAAAAAUUGAAAAAAUAUUGAAAGCUCCUUGUCCACAAAAUGUUACCCAACUCAAGUCAUUACAAUUACUAUAGAAAGUUUGUUAACAUGUCAUCAGAUAUUUUGGAACCUUUACACAGAUUAUUAAGAAAAGACACGGAAUGGUCUUGGUCUAAAGAAUGUGAGGAGGCAUUUCAAAAAAGUAAGUCAGUUAUCUCAGAGAAAUCUUUGCUUGUACUUUUCAAUUCUAGUAAAAAAAUUAUUCUUACUUGUGACAGUAGUUGUUAUGGAGUAGGAGCAGUGCUUAGUCAUGAAAUAGAUGGUAUUGAAAAGCCAAUAGCUUUUGAAUCUGCUACUUUAACUAAAGCGCAACGAAACUAUAGUCAGUUACACAGAGAAGCCUUGUGUAUUAUAUUUGGAGUUACUAAAUUUCACAAAUACUUAGCAGGUAAUUCCUUUACUAUUGUGACGGAUCAUGAACCGUUAGUGUCAUUGUUUUCUGAAAAGAAAUACCUACCGAAAAUGUCUAAUGCUAGAUUGCUCAGAUGGUCAAUAAUUUUGUCAUCUUAUCAAUAUAAAAUACAAUAUAAAAAAGGGUCACACAUUAUGAAUGCAGAUUGUCUGUCUAGAUUACCUGUCAGUAGCGAAGUUGACUUAGCAAAUUCUAAUCUUGUUCAAUUGUUGGAUGAGAAUUAUGAUUGUAAUUUUGUAUACCUGUCGACACCUUUAGUAUCGCACAAGGAAGUGGCAGAAAGUACAGCAGAGAAUGUUGUACUUAGUAAGGUCGUUGAAAUUGUUCAAAACGGUAAUGUAAAUGAAUUGAAAAAUGACAAUGUGUUGAGUAAAUAUUUUAAAAUAAGAAACUUAUUAUCAGUACAAGAAGGUUGUUUAAUGUAUGGAAAUAGGGUAGUCAUUCCAAAAGUGUUAAUUGCGAAAAUAUUAGAUAUAAUACACUCUGAUCAUGUUGGUAUCACUAGAAGUAAGCUACUUGCCAGAUCAUAUGUGUGGUGGUUCAAUAUGGACAACGAUAUUGUUCAAAAAGUUCAAACUUGUAAAGUAUGUCAACUUACUCAAAUAAAAUUAAAAGUAAAUUCAAGUCUUGGCCAGAAUCUAGUGGUCCCUGGCAACGUGUUCAUAUUGAUCUGCUUGACACCCACAAAGCAAAAAUGUUUAUAAUCAUUGAUGAUUAUUCAAAAUGGGUAGAAUGUUUCAUUGUAAAUAAUACUAAUGUGAAUACUAUUAUUAACAAGUUGAAUGAAUGCUUUUCAAGAUUCUCAGUACCUUGUGUAAUUGUCUCGGACAACGGUCCGCCAUUUCAGUCUUUUCAAUUUAAAUCUUAUUGUCAAAAUAGAGGAAUAAAAUUGUUGCAAAUUGCUCCAUAUAAUCCAAGAUCGAAUGGAUUAGCUGAAAGAGAGGUACAAUCUGUGAAGAAAUUGUUAGCCAAGUCAAUUCUGUCAAACAAUAACGUUUCACUAGAAACCAGCUUGAACCAAUGUUUAUUCUCUUUAAGGUCUACACCAUCUAGUGUAACAGGUGUUUCACCUAUGAGUGUUAUGCUUAAUUUCAAAGCAAAAACUCCAAUCUCUGUGUCAAAUCCCAAUUGUAGUCAACAAUAUAGUUCUUUGAAAGAUCAAACAAAAAAUUCAAUUAGGGAAAAAGUAUCAUUUGAUUUGAAAAAUGAAAAAGAUUUUGUUCUUGGUGAAAAAGUGCUUGUAAAUUUGUCUUACAGGAAAGGUCUUGUGACAUGGUUUCCUGCAACUGUUAUGAAAAAACUUGGUAAUGUCAUGUAUAUAGUCAAAUUGUUAUCUGGUGAAAGUAAAAAAGUACAUGUAUCACAAUUAAAAAUUAGUCGUCUUGAUGAAAAGGAUCAUGAAAGCGAUGUUUUUUUGUAUUGGCCUGUAGUUGAUGAAGAAAAAGGCAAUGAUGUAAAUAAUGAAAAUGUUGAUGACAGUGUGCGACCGAGCAGGGUGAGGAAAGCUCCUGUGAGGUUCUCUCAUAGCAUGUAUCAAUAAUGUAAUAUGUAAUUGUCUCAUUAUAGGGGAGAAUAAUGUUAUGAUUCGAUAUUGUAAUAUAUCGAUAAUCUAAUAUCGAUAUUGUAUAGAGUCGAGAGUCGAGGCUUGUCUCAUCGUCUCAUCAGUUUGUCACUUGUCAUGUCUGUCUAUGAAUUAUACGUCUCAGUCAUAUUA